Molecule: messenger RNA, 1818 nt
Organism: Penicillium verhagenii
Lineage: Eukaryota; Fungi; Ascomycota; Eurotiomycetes; Eurotiales; Aspergillaceae
Product: fungal specific transcription factor domain-containing protein
Exons: 2
Coding region: 1-1818 (605 amino acids)
Biological process (GO): DNA-templated transcription
Molecular function (GO): DNA binding; zinc ion binding
Source: RefSeq, a predicted model, not a curated record
AUGUCCGAACGGGCCCUAAAACGCAGGAAACCCAUGCCAGGGAUGGCCCAGAAUCCCGCCGUUCUCACCACCGUCCCGCUCGACAAUCUAUUAACCGAGAUCCACCGUCUCCUUGGUCCAACAUGGGCUUUACCCCCCUACGACAAUCUAUUACCAGACUAUAUAAAGCCCCCAUCAUCACAUCUGCAGAUAGAAGAUCUGAAUUUCCUGAUCAGGAAAGGCGCCUUUGACGUUCCACAAGCAGAACUUGGACAGGAGAUUUUGAAAUCGUACAUUCGUCAUGUGCAUCCGCACAUGCCGUUUUUGGACCUGGACCUAUUUUCAAAUGCCAUCUUCAAUGGAAAUAUAAAUUCUAUCGCCGCAUCUACAGCCUUUCAAGAUGGUAUCGAGGACGAUGGGCAAGAAGCAAUCAGUCUCCUCCUCUUCCAGGCCGUCAUGUUCGCAGGUGCUUUCUUCGUGGACCUGAAAUAUCUCUACGCAGCCGGCUUUCUCUCCAGGCGGAGUGCACUGGAGACCUUAUUCCAACGCGCCCGGGCCCUCCACGAUUUCGACUGCGAAGAAGACGACCUCGCCAUCAUGCAAAGCCUUCUCCUCAUGACAUACUGGUACGAGAAUCCAGAUCGAAACAAAGACGGCAGACACUGGAUCAAUGUCUGCGUCUCCCUCGCCUACAAAGUGGGCUUAUACCCGGAUGCGUCGGAUGAGACUGCCGAGGGGCGAUUCAAAAAUCUCCUUUGGUGGAGUAUGUUUACUCGCGACAGAUUAAUCGCCCUGCCUCUGCAAGAGGCACCACUUAUCAAAAACGAAGUAUACCUCUCCAUGCCGGUCCCCACGGCCGCAGACCUGGGCAUAUUCCCCCCGCGGCCUCGAAGCAGGAACUCCAGAUCCAAAUCCAAAUCCAAAUCCAAACCCAAAUCUACCGGAUCGGGCGACGACAGCGAUUCAGAUCUUGACUACGACUACGCGAGUGCCUGUUACCAGGAUAACGAGAAUAGCCUUGCGCUUAUCUUUAUCGAGAAGAUCAAGCUUUGUCGCUGUAUAAGGGACGACAUGUUCUCGUGGGAUCUGCAAAGGCUGUCCUCGUCAAACCCAAGCACAGAUAAAUUCAAAUCACGCAGAAGAACAAGUCUGGCUUUAUCAAAGCUGGACUUGGACGACUGGCUCGCGGGCCUACCACCCAAAAUUGCAUUCCGACCAAAACCCUUCCUCGCACCCACCGACGCGGACGUGAUAUUCCACGUCCACUGCGCCUGGCUACAAAUGGUGUAUUGCGAGAUUCACAGCACGCUCCAUCGACAAUUGGAGUUCUUCGCUGAGCACGAUGAGACGCCACGUUCUCCACAACAGCAAAAACAGCAGCAACUCUCCUCAAGUCCUGUCCUCCUCGGCGCGGCAGAAAUGACAACCGUCAUCCAAGAUCUAUGCCAAAAACAUCUCAUCUGCUAUCUGCCCACCAGCGUCGUGCCCAUGGUUCUGCGCGCGGGUAUAAUUCAUAUCCAGCAGAUGUGUACGGGGGAUGCGCAGGUGGAGAGUAAGGGAUCGCAGGGAUUGUUGCAGUGUAUUCGGGCGCUGCAGCAGCUCAGCCAGGUGUAUGGGUCUGCGCUUUUUCUGUCGUCGAUACUCGGGGGCCAGGCGAAGGGGUCUUUGGGGUCUUCUUCUGCGAUGGAGAUUCUGAAGGGGUUUGAUAUGGAUACGCUGGACCGGCUUACGUCGGGAUAUUCGGAAUCUAUAGCGUCGGCUAUGGUUCGGAUUACGGAGCCGUAUGAUGUGGAUGUUAUUUCUCGGAUAAGGAGUAGGCGGGAGAGUAUUUGUUAUUGA